Messenger RNA from Arachis ipaensis, 1439 nucleotides. RefSeq names its product potassium channel beta subunit 1 (gene KAB1). The record is from RefSeq and is a predicted model, not a curated record. Lineage: Eukaryota; Viridiplantae; Streptophyta; Magnoliopsida; Fabales; Fabaceae.
AAAGAUCUCUCAUUUUCUAAAACCGUCUAAAACGUUCCACUACCACAUCCCUUCUACUUAUUUCUUAUUCCCCCCAAAUUGGCAAGUAGCACGCAACAAACUCUUGAUCCACUGUGCAUUUCCCUGUUCUUCGCCCACCUUGAAGAUGACGAUGCAGUACAAGAAUCUAGGGCGAUCGGGGCUGAAGGUGAGCCAGCUGUCAUACGGGGCAUGGGUGAGCUUCGGGAACCAGCUAGACGUGAAGGAGGCAAAGUCCCUGCUGCAGUGCUGCCGCGACCACGGCGUCAACUUCUUCGACAACGCCGAGGUCUACGCCAACGGCCGCGCCGAGGAGAUCAUGGGGCAAGCCAUCCGUGAGCUCGGCUGGAAGCGCUCAGACGUCGUCGUUUCAACCAAGAUCUUCUGGGGCGGCCAGGGCCCCAACGACAAGGGCCUCUCUCGCAAGCACAUCAUCGAAGGCACCAAGGCCUCGCUCAAGCGCCUCGACAUGGACUAUGUUGACCUCAUUUACUGCCAUCGCCCUGACGUCUCUACGCCCAUUGAAGAAACCGUUAGGGCCAUGAAUUUCUUGAUCGACCACGGCAUGGCCUUUUACUGGGGGACCAGCGAGUGGUCCGCCCAGCAGAUCACUGAGGCCUGGGGCGUCGCCGAUAGGCUCGAUUUGGUCGGUCCUAUUGUCGAACAGCCCGAGUAUAACCUCUUGUCCAGGCACAAGGUUGAGUCUGAGUUCCUCCCGCUCUACAGCAACCAUGGUUUGGGUCUGACUACUUGGAGUCCACUUGCAUCUGGAGUGCUUACAGGGAAAUACAAGAAAGGAGCUAUUCCUCCUGAUAGCCGCUUUGCUUUGGAAAAUUACAAAAAUCUGGCAAAUCGAUCACUGGUCGACGAUGUGCUCAAAAAGGUUGAUGGGCUGAAGCCUAUAGCAGAUGAACUGGGUGUGCCAUUAUCACAACUUGCAAUCGCAUGGUGUGCAGCCAAUCCUAAUGUUUCAUCAGUUAUUACUGGUGCUACGAAGGAGUCUCAGAUUCAAGAGAACAUGAAAGCCAUUGAUGUCAUUCCAUUACUUACUCCUGCUGUGAUGGAUAAAAUCGAGGCUGUUGUUCAAAGCAAGCCGAAGCGGCCCGACUCAUACAGAUAGAUGCUGCUUCAGAUCCGCUACAAUGCUACAUUAUUUGCACCUUAUAUCGGCAUGCUUGGUGUUAUUCCCGAUUGAGAUCUCUUCUUUUCUUCCUUGUUUGUAUCUUCUUUGUGUUGUACAUUGGUGUUGACUUUGCCUUUACUUUUGGGUUCAAGGUUGCCAAAUUGAUUUUAGUUGCAAUAUAUUCCCAGAAUUGAGUAACUGGGGUAUAGGAUUUACAUUGGCUCAGAUUUAAUGAUGGCUAUAUGAUUUGAACAGUUUAUAAGUUUUUAAUUUUAGACUUUAUUUGGAUUCUUAUCUA